UCCUUAUUCCGUUUUGACUGCUACAACGGAAUCCUAUCAGCAUUAGCUCUUCCGGGAGUAGCCCAACUCAUUUUCGUUUGGUUUUGUAAUUAAUUGACUGGGUUCUUUACAAAACACCGCAAAAAUGACCAUCACCGUGCAGAAACGGAACGAAAGCCAAGAGCUGAUCAUUGAUACCACAAAAAGGAAGUCCAAUGCCAGCCGAUAUAUUGCGGGGACUAUUGUCGUCUUGCUGGCCUUGUCCAUUGCCUUCAUUGUCCUGUACGUCCAGGAAGUGACCAGAGAUCCGAAUGAGGGAAAAGUGGACCGAAGCAUCAGGGUUUGUCUGACACCAGAAUGCGUACAUGCAGCGGGCACUUUGGUUACCAAUAUGAACAGAAACGUCAAUCCAUGUAACGACUUCUAUGAAUUCGCUUGUGGAAACUGGAACCUUAGCCAUCCUAUGCCUGACGCUAAAUCUCGCUAUUCCACCUUUGAUCAGCUGGACGAGGCUCUUAAUCAAAAUCUGAAACGUUCGCUGACGAGGUCUAGCCGACACGUCAACCCAUCAACUGCAACCGAUAAACUCCAGGACUACUAUUAUUUGUGCACAAAUUCAACUCUCAUAAACGAUGCCGACUCAUGGACAGCCCUGCUUCGCGAAUUGACCGCUUUUAACAUGGGCUUGGAAAACUGGCCCUUCGAAAACAACACCGGCGACCUGCCUGAUUUCAGCCCGGAUCAGCUGGUGAACCUGAUGAGCCACGCCCGUCGACAGGGAAACAUGCUGGGUGUGUUCAACACCGUCCUCUUCGGUGACCCCAAUAACACCGCCAACAACGUCAUCAACUUUGAAGUGCCGGUCUUUGCGCUGCAGCGUAAUUACUACCUGAACAAGACCGAUCCCGAUAUGAUUGCCGCCCGCGAGGCAUAUAAGCGUUAUGGCAUGGAGCUGGCCAGUGUUGUCUACAAUCAUCUGCACAAUGAGACCUCCGUACCGGAAGACUUUGAUCAAAUCUUCACGGAAAUCGUUGAGUUUGAAGCCGCUCUUAUGAACGCCACUCUGCCUCGCGAGCAGACUCUGGACGAAACCAAGCUUCAGCAUCCAACGCAGUUGAGAAAUAUUGCCGGUUACACGACGGCCAUCGGUCUGACUGCUGACAACUGGGUGGAGUAUUUCAAGAAAGUCUGGCCAAUGGCGCAAGACAAAAUCAACGCCGAUUUGAUGGUCAAUGUGCGACAACCGGAUUAUUAUGACGCUCUCAACAACGAGCUUGCAGCUAGGAUAAACAGUACACGAUUUUUUGCCCAAUAUAUCGGCUUUAAGGUCAUCGAAUCGUAUCUAAGAGUUUUGCCGGAUGAUGUGCGGGCUGUUGCCGCGCGCUUCGAAAAUGUCCUCAGUGGCACCACGGCGCAGCCUCCGCGAUGGGAAACCUGCAUUGAUAUGAUCAACGCCCAACUGCCCAAGGCAGUAGGCAGUAUGUAUGUGCAAAAGUAUUUCCGCCGCGAAGCCAAGGAGGAGCUCGAAGAGAUGAUCGUCUUCCUGAUGGACAGUUUCAAGAAGAUCAUUCAGGAGUCCUACUGGAUGGAUGAAGACACGCGUGCGCAGGCUUUGGCUAAGGCCAACAAGUUCACUUCGCUGGUUGCCUACGAAGACUACCUUAUGAACGACACUAACGCGGUUAAUGCGGAGCACACAAAUUUCACGGUCAAGGACGACUUGCUGGGCACCUUUAUUACCGCCCAAAACUUUGUGGUCGAUGUGGAAGGCAAAAAGCUGCUCCGGCCUAACGAGGUCACGGAUUGGAUUACCGGCGCCGCUGUCGUUAACGCUUUCUAUAUGCCAGACUACAACUCUAUUUCGUUCCCCUCCGGCAUCCUUGCUCCUCCAUUCUUAGGACAUGGUUAUCCCAAAUUCUGGAACUACGCUGCCAUCGGCACUGUUAUCGGUCACGAAAUCACUCACGGCUUUGACAACCAAGGUUCGCAAGUGGAUGGUGACGGCAAGCUGGUCGAUUGGUGGAGUAAGGAAUCCAAAGCGGAAUUCCGUAAACGAGCGGACGGCAUUGUCAAGCAGUACUCUAGCUACAGCUACCUGGGCAGCCAAUUGAACGGCGAAGGCAAUCAGGGCGAAAACAUUGCCGACAACGGUGGCAUCAAGGAAUCGUUUAUGGCUUAUCAAGCGUACAUCCAAGAUAAACGCCAGGGAAAGCCGGAAGAUCGCCUCCCUGGAUUCCAUGACUUCACACCCGAGCAAAUGUUUUAUCUCAGCUACGCCCAGGUGUGGUGCAGUGAUUACACGCCACAAGAAAUGAAGAAACAAUUAAGCAGACCACACAGCCCAGGCCGCUACCGUGUAAUUGGACCGCUGCAGAAUUCUCCCACUUUCGCCCAGGCUUACCGGUGCGCCCCCGCCGUGGGUAAUCCGCCCAUCGGCAGUGAGAAUGCCAUGAAUCCGGAAACGAAAUAUGCCGUCUGGUAGAUGAAGGGUCAGCACGUCCCCGCCCUUUCUGUGUACAAAAUUCUAUAUGUGUGAACUGUGCUGGUCGUUGGAAAUAUUAUAUACUCACAGUGCAAAAAGAAAGUUCUGUGAUUCGGAAUUGUGUAAAAGUGGAUCUUUUGUACUCGACUACAGAAUGUUCUGCUGUAUUUCGACAGAUCAGUAACUGUGGAAAUCUGUCAGAAAGCUGAAUUACUGAUUUAAAAGCAGAAUGAAUGUAGAAUUACGA
Molecule: messenger RNA, 2708 nt
Organism: Paramacrobiotus metropolitanus
Lineage: Eukaryota; Metazoa; Tardigrada; Eutardigrada; Parachela; Macrobiotidae
Product: neprilysin-11-like
Exons: 18
Coding region: 125-2461 (778 amino acids)
Biological process (GO): protein processing
Cellular component (GO): plasma membrane
Molecular function (GO): metalloendopeptidase activity
Source: RefSeq, a predicted model, not a curated record